CAGGAGCGUUCCCUUCUGGGGCGGGAACCAUGGGCCCGCAAUUCCUGCCGAUCCGCUAUCGGCCGGUGCGAUGCACUAAAAUUAUUUUCUUAACCAAACAUUUGUAAGCGUCUGUGCACUGUACGCACAUUUGGCCAGCGACACGCUCACUGGGGACCGCGCCGUGUGCCCGUGUCGCCCAAAGGCCUGCUUAACUUACAUGAGCAUCGCCACAACUACUGUCAGAGUAUAAAAUAGCAAUUCCCAUACUACUCUGUGACCUUGAACAGCGUUUGGAAGUUUGCCAUCCUGCAUCUGCUCUUCGCCUUGCUGGGCACGGCUGACGCCGCGAUAGAAUCUGUAAUCUCACACAUACGUUUCAAUCUAGAGAGACUGUAGGGCACAGGUGGCGUGUCAGCGGCGUGGCGUGGCGCUCUACCAGACCAGCGCUGCGCCGCGUCGGCGGUCGGGUGGAGUCGGACUCUGCACCCCCGCGCCUGCGACAUGCUGCACCGCAUUGUGCAGGACCCCCAACUGAACGCGAAGGCCUGGUAUGUCUUCUAUUUCGCCAGCAUUGUGUCGGUGGGCCCCUUCCUCAAUGUCUUUUAUGCCAUGGACCGGGGACUGGGCAAGGAGCAGGUGGGGCUCAUCGGCGCGCUGCGGCCCUGGGUGAGCGCGCCCGCCGCGUUCGCCUGGGCUGCGCUGGCGGACCGGCUGCACGCCCACCAGGCCGUGCUGCUGGUCACCUUCGUGGGCUCCACGGCGGUCCGGCUGCUGCUGCUGCUGCCGCGCGACUUCGGCGGGCUGCUGGCGGUGACGCUGCUGGCGGAGGUGCUGUCGGCGCCGGUGGGCGUCAUGGCGGACGCAGCCGUCAUGAACGUGUGCGACAAGGAGUCUGACUACGGCAAGUUCCGGCUGUGGGGCGCGGUGGGCUGGGGCGCCUUCUCCACGCCCGCCGGCUGGAUCAUCACCCGCCUGGGCAUCCAGUGGGCCUUCUACACAAACACAAUCAUGUCACUGCCAUGCAUCUACUUUGGAGCCAGGCUGAAGCACAGCCAGCAGCAGCCGGCGGCGCGGAAGACCGCGCACAGCAGCUCCGGCGGCGCCAGUAGCAGCGACGAGCGUGGCACAGUGCGCGGGAGUAGAGAGCCCGCCGGGGGCACAGCGGCAGGGAAGCAGGAGGAGUCGCUAAUUCCGCUGAAGGCAGACCCCUUGAUAGACGUGGCAAUCACGCACCGGAGUGCUACCCAGCUUUCUGGCGACGGGGAGGGCCCGGGGCCGGGCGCCAGUGCAGGCGAUGGCGGGGAGCGGGGGCUGACUAGUAAGAACGGCGCGGCCGCGGCCGACAGCGCCGGGCACUGGCGGCGGCUGUGGGUGCUGGUGCGGCGGCCGGAGGUGGCUGUGUUCUUCGUGACGGCCAUGACCAUGGGCUACGGCUUCGGCACGAUAGACUCCUUCCUGUUCCUGUACCUGCGACAAAUGGGCGCCUCUGAGACCCUGAUGGGCCUCACACUCACGAUCACAUGCGCCGCCGAGGUGCCCGCCUUCCAGCUGCAAGACCGGCUGCUGGACCGCUGGGGCGUCACGGCCGUGUUGGACCUGACCAUGCUCGUGUAUGCUCUGCGGCUGGCCCUGUACGCGCUGCUGCCGUACGCGGGCAGUGUGCUGUGGGUGCUGCCCGUGGAGGUACUGCACGGCGUCACCUUCGCGUGCGGCUGGGGCGCGGGCACCGUCAACUGCAAGACGCUGGCGCCGCCGGGGCUGGCGGCGACCAUGCAGGGCGCAUUUCAGGGGCUCUACUUUGGCGCGGGUUACGGACUCGGCUCGCUCGUGGGCGGCUGGGUGGGCGGGCGGCUGGGCUGGCAGCUCAUGUUUGCGACGGCAGCCAGUGUCAUGUUUGGGCUGUGGCUGUGUGUGCGGCUGGCGCGGUGGGUGCUGGGCGUAUCGCUGUCGGGCCGGCUGGCCGCCAGUGGGUACGUGGAGCUCUCCAAUUUGGCUGUGGCAUGAUGAUGGGGGCCGUGUCGUAUGGGGUUUGACACGCACUCGUGGCACGCUCGUGGCACGCCCCGUGUGUGGGCACGAGAUUGAGAGCGGUGGCGGAGGGAGUGACGGGGCCAGCGGGUGGGCAGGAGGCCGGAGGGGACGAUUGCGGAUGUAGGCAAACUGCGCACGGGUGCCGGUAUCACACGGACGGGGUAUGCACAUUGAUGAGCUUCACAUGGUCGCAUGGUGGGCGAUGGGCAAUGGGCUGAUUGGUGAGUAACAGUGUCGCAUUCCCAUUGUGGAGGGCCAGGCAUGUUGUGGGCACUGGAGAGGAGGCAGCAAGGCGGGAGCCGCUUUGCGUGCGUAGGCUUUGGCGGCGCCAUGGAAUCCUAGGCUUGGCGAUUUGCAACCUUGAACGCCACCUAAAUGGGAUUGCAGGGUGGAAGAGGCUGGGGGAAUGAGGACUGGAGCAGGAGGUUAUAGACUUGUAGUGAUGGAUGGGCAGGGCAGCACAAGACUGGGGGAAAAGGGUCCCUGCAUGUGCUUGGCGCCUGCCACGUCCCCCGCAUUCCCGAAUGGCUCAAUCCCGA
Messenger RNA from Chlamydomonas reinhardtii, 2552 nucleotides. RefSeq lists its product as uncharacterized. Lineage: Eukaryota; Viridiplantae; Chlorophyta; Chlorophyceae; Chlamydomonadales; Chlamydomonadaceae. The record is from RefSeq and is a predicted model, not a curated record. Gene Ontology annotation, cellular component: membrane. Gene Ontology annotation, molecular function: transmembrane transporter activity. The transcript has 8 exons. Bases 484 to 1986 code for a protein of 500 amino acids.